This is a messenger RNA of Mycosarcoma maydis (corn smut), 2646 nucleotides long. RefSeq lists its product as uncharacterized. The transcript has a single exon. Gene Ontology annotation, molecular function: FAD binding; deoxyribodipyrimidine photo-lyase activity; damaged DNA binding. The coding region runs from base 1 to 2646 and encodes 881 amino acids. Gene Ontology annotation, biological process: photoreactive repair. The record is from RefSeq and is a predicted model, not a curated record. NCBI's taxonomy places the organism in Eukaryota, Fungi, Basidiomycota, Ustilaginomycetes, Ustilaginales.
AUGGAAGGAUCCAGCUCUUCAGACUCGCCAAGCGCCUCGCAUGACGGCACUUCUACGCUCGACUCCGAGCUAGGUCGCAGCGUACUCAUCUGCUUGCUUCGUCUCGACUUGCGCAUUCACGACAACCCGCUUUUCUACUAUGCUCAUCAGACUCACAAACCCAUCGUCACGACCGCAGAAAAGACAGUAGAUCUUAGCAAGCUCGAAGACGAGGCACUUCUGGGCUCCACUGCUGACUACCUCCUCCCCGUCUUCGUCUUUGAUGAGCGAGAGGUGGAACUCAGCGGUCUGCCCGGUUAUCAGAGGAAAGGUCCCGAGGCGCGUACCAAAGAGUACGGCUUCUGGAAGACCGGCGGCUUCCGAACCCGUUUCGUCUCGGAAUCCGUCUAUGAUGUGCGCUCCCGCCUCCGAUCCGUCGGCUCUGACUUGUUCAUUCGCUUUGGUAUCCCAGAAGAUGUCAUCUCUAACCUCGUAAAGGCCUUUCAAGCCGAGGGAACCCACGUAGAAGGUGUUUGGUUGCAAAAGGAGAUGACCUAUCCAGAGAUCAACGUUGAGAAUGCCAUUGUUGAAAAGCUUCGGGGCAGCGGUGUACCUGUUCAAUUUGUAAACGGCAAGACCCUCAUUCACCCUGCCGACCUUCCCUUCGAAAGCAGCGAAACGCCUGAUGUUUUCACACCCUUCCGCAAGAAGGUCGAGGCAUUGGGUGCCAGCAUGGUGCGCCCAGUCAAGCACCCUCCUGCCAAGUUCAAGAGCUUCCCACCUGGCGUCCCCUCCACCCCCGAUUAUGCACUUGAUGUCUCGUACGAAGUUGACGUCGACGGUCUUGCACCACGUGCGCUCGAGACCAAAGACAAACAAGAGGGUCAGGUAUCGUUCCACGACAUCCUCCGCUUCCUUCUAACUCCUUUGAAUGACUCGCAACUUCCACCGACACUAGAAGCCAGUGCCUUAUUGCAGCAACGCCAUCCCGCCUCCGCCUUUCCGCUGCGCGGUGGCGAGUCAUCAGCGUUGGAACGUCUCGACUGGUACUUUGUUCGCGGCAAGUCGGCCGACUCGUCGCGAUGGGGCAAGUCGGAUCCACCGCCCGUGGCCAGGUACAAACAGACCCGCAACAACCUCAUCGGUCACGCUUACAGCACCAAAAUGUCGCCCUUCCUCGCCUACGGAAGUGUCUCUCCACGACAAAUUUGGGAGGCGUUGGACGACCACGAAAGAAAGUUUGGCGAGGAUCAAAACACCUACUGGGUCCGUUUCGAGUUACUCUGGCGUGACUACUUUUUCUUUGUUGCCGAAAAGUUUGGCCACCUGCUCUACGAUCUUGGCGGCUUUGAGCGCGCCACCGAUCCGCGCCAAGCCGCCAAGAAGAUGGAGGAUGGCUGGUGGCGCAAGUGGGAUCCGCUCAAGGAUGGGCCGGAUCACGAGAUGACGCGACUGCUCGAAGGCCGUACCGGCAUUCCCUUUAUUGACGCCAACAUCCUCGAGCUGCGAGAAUCGGGCUUCAUGUCAAACCGUGGUCGCCAGAACGUGGCGAGCUUCUUGUCCAAGGACCUCGGCUAUGACUGGCGUAUCGGUGCCGAGUUCUUCCAGUCGCAUCUCAUCGACUACGACCCAACGUCUAACUACGGAAAUUGGCAGUACGUCGCUGGUGUCGGAAACGAUCCACGUGCCUCGCGACAGUUCAACACGGUCAAGCAAGCCAAGGACUACGACUCGCACGGUGACUAUGUCAAGCUGUGGAUCCCGGCGCUUCGUAACUUGCAUGCCGACUACGUGCACACGCCGUGGCUGCUCACCGCCGACGAGCGAAGACGCUACGGUCUCAAGACGACCAAGAUGGACGUGACUAUUGACGGGUACCCAGCGCAGCCGCUGUUUGAGCACGAGGGAUGGCAGCGGCAUUACGAACGCAAGCAGGGCGUGGGUUCCAAGAUGCACGGCAACCCGCAAGAAAAGGUCAAGGACGGCAAAGUACCGCGCCGUCAUCGGCCCAGCUGCCGUGUACAAGCUGCCACGUAUGGCGCCUUAUCCGAUGGAAGCAGCUUUGACCAACUGUCGGCAACGACUGGCACAUUGCACGGCUUGGACGGCAGCGGAACACCACGCAACAUGGUCCCACCACUUCGAGGCGCUUCUGGAUCCAUUGGACCCUCCCAUCACGCACGCCCCAAUUCGAGUUUCCCCAACCUCGGCGCGCUCAGCAUUGGCAGCGCAUCCGAACGCAGCGGAUCGCCCUUCGGCACGUCGCCCGCGGGGCAUUUGUCUGCGAUCAAUAAGUUUGCUCGCACAGCGCCCAGUGGUGCACCGGUCAACUUGGCAGCACCCGUGGGUCGUGCUCCCGGUAACGCCUUCGACUUUGGUCCCGGACGAACCGGAAGCGCAUCAAGCCUUGAAUUGCUCAAUAACAGAGCGCGUCGAGCCGGUACCACCGAUGGCAAUGGCGGUAAUGGAGGUGAUGCAUAUAGUGGUGCUCCUAACUCGGCUGAUGUCGUCUCGCACAUAGGGCCUGCUAAUAAUAGCAACGGUUUAGGUUAUGGAAACGGAAACGGAAACGGAAACGGCAACGGCAACAGCAACAGCAAUGCGCAUGCUUCUCAGACCGUUUCUAAGGCCGAUCUUGAGACGAGCUGGCGCCGAGGUUUCAAGUAG